This is a messenger RNA of Myxocyprinus asiaticus (Chinese sucker), 7957 nucleotides long. It is a transcript of the gene trak1a, whose product is annotated as trafficking protein, kinesin binding 1a. NCBI's taxonomy places the organism in Eukaryota, Metazoa, Chordata, Actinopteri, Cypriniformes, Catostomidae. The coding region runs from base 1245 to 3425 and encodes 726 amino acids. The record is from RefSeq and is a predicted model, not a curated record. The transcript is spliced from 16 exons. Gene Ontology annotation, biological process: anterograde axonal transport of mitochondrion; neurogenesis; endosome to lysosome transport. Gene Ontology annotation, molecular function: GABA receptor binding. Gene Ontology annotation, cellular component: dendrite.
GAAAACAUAGUUUUCAAACGAAAACAGAUUAGUGUGGAUGUUGCCUAAUUCAGAACAGUCUGAAGGUCUGUGCCGACUGCUGAGUAUGGUGUAUGUACAGUUGCUUGAAAGCUCUUGGACGAGUUAUAGAUACAGAAAGUUUGGUCUCAGAAGAAACGGAAGAAUAAUAUGUUUAACAGUAUGUUGUCUUGGGGUGUGUGUGUGUGUGUGUGCGUGUGUGUGUGUGUGUGUCUUCAGCUGUCUGAUCAUGUGUUGUGUAAAAGCUUGUAGCUGAAAGUUUCACCCUGUUCUGAACUCCAGCUCAUGUCAAACUUAAGUAGCAGCCAGUGACAUUAAACCACCUUGACAUUCUCUCUUUCACUUCUGCCACUAGAGUGAAAAGGAAGAGAAAUUCUACUUUCAGUUAUGGAAAGUUAUGAUUGUAAUAUUAACAAUAAUCAAAUGCUCAAAAUGUUGAAAUGCCUUGAAACAAAAAAAUAUAUAUUUUGCUUUUGAUUUAAGAGACUACUUGGCAUAUUUGGACUUUAAUAGGAUGAAAUCAAUUUGGCACACUACAGGACCAUUUAAAAUGAACUACGGAAGGCAAAAAAGAUUAUUUAAAAAUGGCGAAAAACUUAAAAGAAAUGGUGAAUAGUUACAGCACUUUUCCCUUAUACAUUCAUAUAGAGUCCAUAUGUUAUACGGCAUGUACCCAUAUGUUAAAUGUACAUUAUUACUAUUAAAAUGUUGUAUGUAUAUUGUACACAUGCAUGUAUCAUUGUUAGGACAGUUGGGUUGUUUCUCUCUCUCAUACACACAAACACCCUGAGCAGCUGUUAAACUACUAGAUUUAUCUCUGAACCAAUUCUCCCGAGACUGUCUAACUUCCUGCCCAACACACUCCCCCAUUUGCUCAAAACCACUGAUCUCCAUUCCACAAUUUCCAAAGCACUCUCAGUCUCCCAUGUGUGUUUAUGAAGAGAGAAAACUGAUCCAGGGUCAGGAGGACAGGAACAAUAAACACUGAAGCCGGCUGGCCUGAGAGCAAUUCAGUCUAUGUUUAGUGAGGGGCCAUGUGACUGGUGUCAUCAGCAUGCCAGACAUGGCUGGGCUGUGUCCGCGUUUGCUCGCUCACUCCUCCCAUGUCUUUUCACUCUCCUUCUCUUCCUCCCGUGAUCACUCAUUCUCUCAAUGUGUGUAUGAUACUGAAGGAGUGGAAAAUGUAAGUUGGAAAGAGAGGACACAGGGCCUGUGACUUCAGCACCAUGAAUGUGUGUAACAGCACUGAUCUUCCUGAGGUGGAAAUCAUCAGUUUGCUUGAGGAGCAGUUGCCUCACUAUAAGCUGAGAGCAGACACUAUAUACGGCUAUGACCACGACGACUGGCUCCACACGCCUCUCAUCUCACCUGACAUCAACCUUGACCUGACCACUGAACAGAUCGAGGAGACCCUCAAAUACUUCCUUCUGUGUGCUGAUCGAGUGGGCCAGAUGACUAAAACAUAUAAUGACAUAGACGCUGUGACACGUCUUCUGGAGGAGAAAGAGCGUGAUUUGGAGUUGGCGGCACGUAUAGGUCAGUCUCUUUUGAAGAAGAACAAAACUCUCAGUGAGAGGAACACCUUCCUGGAGGAGCAGGUGGAACAUAUACGGGAAGAGGUGUCUCAGUUACGUCAUGAUCUGUCCAUGAAGGAUGAACUCCUGCAGUUCUAUACAAGUGCAGCUGAGGAGAGCGACGGAGAGUCUGCUGCUACCACACCUAUUCAUCGAAAUGACUCCUCUCUCUCAGUCCCAAAUUACCUCCCUGUGGAUUCACUGCAGAAGAAACUCCAAGACCUGGAGGCAGAGAACAUAGUCCUCCGAUCAGAGGCGAAUCACCUGGAGACGGAGACCAUCUCGUAUGAAGAAAAGGAACAACAGCUUGUAAAUGACUGUGUUAAAGAGCUCCGAGACGCUAACUUACAAAUCUCCACGAUUGCAGAGGAGUUGGCUAAGAAGACGGAGGACACCUCGCGACAGCAAGAGGAAAUCACUCACCUCCUCUCUCAGAUCGUCGACCUGCAGAAAAAAGCCAAAUCUUAUGCACUUGAAAACGUAGAGCUCACUCAGCAUUUGGGAGCAGCUAAAGAUGCCCAAAGAGCACUAACAGCAGAGCUGAGGGAGUUGGAAGAUAAGUGUGCUGAGUGUAUGGAGAUGCUACAUGAAGCUCAGGAGGAACUGAAGAACUUCAGGAAUAAAUCUAUGCCUCUCAGUACACCACGACGAUUCCACUCGCUUGGACUCUUCCCCAUGGACUCUUUAGCUGCUGAAAUUGAAGGCACUAUGAGGAAGGAGAUUCAGAUGUCUGAUCCAGAAGUAGAGGACCAAAGGUUGCACCCAAAGCGUGUCUUUGAGACGGUGCGGAACAUCAACCAGACGGUUCGGCAGCGCUCGAUGGGCCCCUCCCCUAUGAACAUCCCGGGUUCCAAUCAGACAUCCAGUCUGAACUCCAGGAGAUCUAGUUGUCUGAGCACACCCAGGUCGAGCAUGUAUGGAGGGGAUGGUGUAGAAAUGGACAACCGCACUAACAGCAUACUGAUGGACACAGAGUCACUUCAGGAUGGCUCUAAUGACUCCAACAGAAAGCCUGGCACGCCUGGCACACCCGGCUCUUGCGACCUCGCGGCAGCUCUACGUCGUCUCUCCCUCCGGCGGGACAACUACCUGAGCGAGCGCCGUUUCUUCGAAGAGGAGAGAGAGCGUAAACUCAAGGCUUUGGCAGAGGAGAAGAGCGAAUCGUACAAGGACAGAUAUGGUGGGAGUGGCAGUGAAGAGGGCGGCUCCCUCACUCCGACAGACAGCAUCAUGUCUCUGGGCACCCUGCACUCGGUGUACUCUGUCUACAGUGCCCGCUCCUACCUGCCGGAGAAACUCCAGAUCGUCAAACCUCUGGAAGGUUCAGCCACUCUGCACGCAUGGCAGCAGUUAGCCCAGCCCCACCUGGGUGGCCUCCUGGACACCCGGCCAGGCGUGGUGACCAAGGGCUUCCGCCCACUGGAGCUGGAUUUGGAGGAGGUGUACCAAUUCACAGACCUGGAGGAAGACGAGGCAGGACAGCAUUCCCAAUCCAUCAUCUCUACCUCUGUCCUGGGUUCUCUUCCCUGCUCACCUGCUUCCAGACGACUGCGCACCAGCAAUUGCAAUAGCCAGGAAGAGCAGCUCAGAGAAAACGGAGGGACCCCUGGAGUGGGGCUAGACCGAGUGGAGGCAGGAGAGGAGGAGGUUUCAUCUGUUCAUUUCCCUGGUAAAUGUAUGUCUCACACCAGCUCUACGUACACCUUCACCACCUGCAGGAUUCUGCAUCCUUCAGACGAACUCACCAGAGUCACACCCAGGUCAUAUGAUGAGGAUGAGGAAGCGGCUCUCUAUCAUGUUGUUCUGGUGGCAGGUUUAGAGCACACUCACUAAACAGCGCCCCCUGGGGGUGAGAAGGAAUAGCAUGACCAGCCUGGUCCUAAAAAGGAAAUUGUGUCAUGGAAGUGUGCUAUUCCUUUAACCAAGCUUAAACCACUCUAAUAACUGUUUUGUUUGAGGCUCCUUAACCUAACAUCAGAAUCAGUGCAUUUUUGUGAAAUACAGCAAUAUGUCUGGCACCAACAAUCAUGCCAUUGUCAAAAUCUAAUUUUCUCCACCAUUCUGAUGGUUGAUGUGAAUAUGAACUGAAGCUCCUGACCCGUAUCUGAAUGAAUUUAUGCACUGAUCUGCUGCCACACGUUUGGCUGAUUAGAUAAUCGCAUGAAAAAGAAAUGGUAUAAAGAUUCUGAGGUUUGGAACAUCCCAUUGUUUGAUGUCACCAGCCUGUCAAUCUGUACUGUAAAGAAUUUGCCUUACAGUAGCCCCAACUGGACACUUAAGCUACAGUUAAAAAUGGGUGAUUGUCAAUAACACGAUAACAAAGAUGGCACAAGCACACUUUUCAAGCAAAACAUUUAACAAAAAGAUGUUUGUAAGGUUUAUAUGAUAAAACAAUAAAUAUACUGUUCCAAAUUAGGUAUUUGGACAUAUUUGGGUUGUUAAACUAAGAGGAACGUCUUGGAAUUAGUUGGUUAAAAGUAGUUGCUAAAAUGGCUAAGAAAAGUGAAGGAACAUUAGUUUCGAGAAAAGGUCUAGAAUGAUUUGUUUGCAGUAUAUGACAAAUUAUCAAACCAGUUGGCAUCUGCAGUGACAUUCAUACAUUUUUAAAUGUAUUUUAAGUUGGGUCACUUUAUGUUGUAUUUCUGUAGCAAAUGAAAUUAAAUCAAAACUCAAACAUAUUCAUCCCAAUCAAAGUGCCAACACACAAACCACAUUUCUCCAAUGAAGAAAACUUUCUGGAUUUGGAUUAAAUUACUUACAGCACUCUCAGAUUUUGUUUAAUUAUGUUCUGAAAGUUGCACCAGCCAUGCAUACGUUAUAACUUAAUUAUAACCAAGUUAUUAUUUAUGCACUACUAAUUUUUUGAUGGUUGCACCAUUAAACUUAAGUGAAACAUAACCCUCCGUAUUAAUUAAAUAGUUAUGGAAGCCUCCGAUCAGGUGCAACAGUUUGAAUAAAAUGCAGACUGAUUAAAUGACAUCAGUGAGCUCAUGUUUUGCGUAUGUUUUCCUUGAGACAUAUGUGAUGACUUUAACAUAAACAUACCUUUACAUUUACGAGAACAUUGUUAAACAAAGACUUCUUAGUGGCUUUUCAGCAUGAAACCAGUCUAAACGGUGCACUUUCCGGCAUGCUAAGUUUAAAAAUAUUCAACAUUUAUUGGAUAUUAAAAUGAAUAAUUGUUCCAUUUUUCCAGUCUGUUGUAUUAGAAUUAUGUAACGCCCCUUAUUAACACUAAAAAAGCUGAGUCACUUGGCGCAUCAUGUCCCGCACAAUAGAGGCGGUAGAGAAAUUGUUUGAUACAGGAGCCGCAUUGGGCUUUAAAGGAAUAAUUCACACAAAAAUUAAAAUUCUCUCAUCAUUCACUCACCCUUAUACCAUCCCAGAUGUGUAGGACUUUCUUUCUUCAGCAGAAUACAAAUUAAGAUUUUUAGAAGAAUAUCUCAGCUCUUUUGGUCCAUACAAUGCAAGUGAAUGGAUGCCAAAAUUUUGAAGCUCCAAAAAUCACAUAAGUCAGCAUAAAUGUAGCCUAAUCUAUGUGACUCCAGUGGUUAAAUCCAUGUCUUCAGAAGAGAUAUGAUAGGUUAGGUGAGAAACAGAUCAAUAUUUAAGUAAAUUUUUACUAUAAAUUCUCCCCCCUGCUCAGUCAAUCUCCACUUUAACUUUCACUUUCUUCUUCUUUUGUUUUUGGUGAUUCACAUUCUUCAUGCAUAUCGCCAUCUACUGGGCAGGGAGAAUAAUUUCUAGCAAAAAUGGACUUAAAUUUUGAUCUUUUUCUCACCCACACCUAUCAUAUGACUUCAGAAGACAUGGAUUUAACCACUGUAGUCAAAUGGAUUACUUUUAUGCUUUUUGGAGAAUCCUCUUCUAAAAAAAUUGAAGAAAGAAAGUCAUACACAUCUGGGAUGACUUGAGGGUGAGUAAAAGAUGAGAGAAUUUUUAUUUUUGAGUGAACUAAUUAUUUAAGUAGCACAUGGGGGGCCACACUGGCCUCCUUUUAAGAUACAGUGUUCCACAUUGAUUUAGUUCUUGUAUCUUUUAAGCCCAGAAAGAGUUAUGUUCUCAUUCUAAUGCAUGAUGCACAAUUUUCUGAAGUUUGUGACUGGUGGAAUGUUCUGCCUGAAGUAUUGCUCUACAGUGGUUGAUACUUUUCUAUCAGGCAUUAGAAAAAACUUGAUGAAGGCUAUGCAUAAUUAUAAAUUAUUUUAUCAUCUCUACUUUCCUGGUAAUUUAUUAUAAAAAUUAACACACACUCUACAUCAGGGGUCAGUUUUAUAUAAAAAAAAACUAACAAUAUUAUUAAAAAAUAGUAUUAUUAAAAAUUCCACUGUUUCUAUUACAUUAAUACUUUAAAAGCUACUCAAGUUAUUCAGCCAAAAGUAAUGAGUGGUUUUCUCAUUUCCUUGUUAUUGUUGUUUGAUUAAUAGCCUUUAUAUGACAUAUUCUACUAGACCGCGCUCAAUUUGGUUACUUGUACACUUUAAGUCUGACAUUUUGAUGCAAAUAUGCUUUUUGUCCCACUGUUAGCCUUCACUUUAGACCAAACUGAUUGCAUUUACAUUAAUGCCUCAUCAAGACGGGCAUUGGCAGAAUUAUAAAGUGUAUUUGAUCGUUUAGCGCACAAACAUUAAGCCGCCUGUCAAUCAAACAGCACGCAGCUACAGACGCCCGGAAAUAAAGUCAAUCUUUUAUGUUUUAUCUAGAUCAACCAACCAGUGGUUGUCUUGUUAUCGCGAUCGAUGUAAUGAACACCCCUGUUCUAGAUGUAGAACAUAGGCUAAGUGUAGAAAAUUACUCAAAAGUUUAUCAUUGAUAUUGAGGACAUCUCUCUUUUCUUUUUUUUUUUUCAGAUAAACAUCAAGAUUGUUUAUCGCCCAGCCCUAUUGAUAACAUUGCCUUAAUCUCUCACAUCAACCCAAUAAUCUCAGUGAUAGAUAGCUAAAUUACAGGCUACAUUAUAGACACACAGAAUCUAGUAAGCAGAAAUAUUAAAUUUACCUCAAUAUGUUUCUUCAAAUUAGAGGCAGGAUUAAUGCUGAUAUCUGGCUUGAGCAAGCUAAACUCACAUGACACAGUCAAGCAAUUGGUCUUUUUCACUGUGAAAAUCCCUUUUAGGUGCGGCCGUGAUGUUCAGGUGUUGAACUGUGCUUGAGGCAUCCUCCAAAUCCAUAACAGUUUACGCCAGAUCUACAGCUGCCAUUCAGGUUUUUUACGUGUGAUUUUAUUUGACAGGAGUCAGGAGACUCUCCCUAGCCGAUCAUGUUGAUAGAUAAAAAUAAAAUGAGGACAGGGAUGUAGCGAACACAGAGGGUGGGAAAAUAGCGCAUUAAAAGUACCGUUACAGCACUUAAAAUGUACUCAAGUAAAAGUAUUCAAUUUUUAAACUACUUAAAGUACAAUUCCUGGGAAAAACUACUUAAUUACAGUAAUGUGAGUAUUUGUAAUUCGUUACUUUACACCCUGGGAAUAACGUAACCUUCAGUGUGGUGUCUGUCUGCUCUGGUCUCAGAACAGUUUGAAAUGCACCUUAUUUUCAUCCUAACUCCCUAUAUAGCCUCUGAAAACAACAUUUUCCAGCUUUUGGAUAUAUCCAUUGAUUCUCAAUGUGAUAAUGCUCAGUGAAUGUAGGAUAUUUUAAGGAAAAUUAGCCUAUUGUCCACGUACGUGGCCAUUGUGUUUAACAGCAUGCCGUUUCGCGAUAAAUCACUAAAAUUUUUAAAAUGCCAUAUCAGGUGAAACUAGAGACUACUCUUUUGACACAAACAGGUUUUUGCCGUUUCUCCCAAAGACAAACUCAGCUGAGACUGGCACCAUGUUGUUUUGUCAUUACUCGAUGAGUCAAAAGUUUAACCCUUUAAUGACAGCCUAGAGUCUCCUGAACUGAGAUCAGUCAGUUUAAAUGAUAUUAAAUUAUGCAUAGCCUAUAGCGAAGCCAAAACGUAAUGUCCACGCAUGUGGUUAAAUAUAUUAUUUAAUAUAUUAACUUUAUUUUUACGUAUCGUAUUUCAAUGGAAAUGUCAUUUAUUACCACCGAUGGUGAGACAAAAAAGGUUUGAACAUCAACCAAACAAGAUAAAACUGAAAUUCGUGGUUUUCCAACAGUUCUGUUCACAAAUUUAACAGCUGCUUAUUGGAUCAAUAAAUGCAAAAGUCAUGCUAUGUGACUUUGCUUUACGGAGAGCUUACAGUUUUAGAAUUAGCUAAGUCUUGUGUUAAGAAUUGGUGGUGCAACCAAAUUAAGUGCUGACUUGGUUACAAACUAACUAGUAGCUGCUAAGCCCUUAGUAUGAACUUUAUGUCCCAACUAAAGUGAGACCUUACGCACUGCCGGUACAACCCUACCCAGCUGAAUAACAAAUGCAUAG